Messenger RNA from Oryza sativa Japonica Group (Japanese rice), 2667 nucleotides. RefSeq names its product BTB/POZ domain-containing protein At3g22104. Lineage: Eukaryota; Viridiplantae; Streptophyta; Magnoliopsida; Poales; Poaceae. The record is from RefSeq and is a predicted model, not a curated record.
CCUAUAAGAAAAGAAAAUUCCCCUCUUCUGUUGCCCAUUUCUUGACUGUGAAUAGUACCCAGGCACAUUGCACAAAUAUGCAAUGUGCAAGGUGGGUAAAGGGCAGGGAGAAAUCAAGAACCCAGCCUUACAUAUUCCCCAAAGCUCUCUCCCUGCAAACUCUCCACUUGCAGGGUGGCAGAGGCUGUCAGUAGAGCUCAGGAUCCACCAACUUCUUUGGCUGGCCCCUCUCCUCCAUCUCUCUCUCUCUCACAUUGCAAGCCAUUGACCACUCAUCAGAGCCAGAGCAGCUGCCAUUGUUGAGCAUUUAGCCAUUUGGAAGCUUGGGCUUUUCUCUCUGUGAGUGAGGAGGUUUGGGGUUGGGGGUGGUGCCAUCCAUCUAUCCCUUUGUGUGUGUUACUGCUUCCAUCCCCAUCAUUGCAGCCUUUUCCUUCUUCUUUGCCAUGUUGCUUUAAAGCUGGUUGUUUUGUGGUGUGCUGCUGUGGUGUGUGGCAACAAAAAGAGGACGAUGGGCUGUGUUCUUGAGGUUGAUGUGGAUGGUGAAGAGGUCUUCCUCGUUGAUAAGGUUGACAGCUUGCCUCUGUCGUCUGGGGAUUAUUGUUCUGUACUCUAGCUUCUGGUCUCUAGUGUUUCACCACCAAGUUCUUGGGGAUGAGUGAGGAAGUGUGUCACAUCCUGCUGGAAUUGAGCCUGUUUCAAUUCCUAGCAUUUGUUGUUUCCUCUGUCCAAAACUGUUUCAGGAGGUUCUUGCACCGUUCUGUGGUAGGAUCAAGAAUUUGGGUGGCGGCGGCGCCGGCGGCGAGGGGGUGGUCGGAGCUGCGGCGGCGGCGAGGGUCGUGUUGCGUGGGUUCCCUGGCGGUGCUGAGGCAUUCGAGCUCGUCGCGAGGUUCUGUUACACCGGCGGCGGCGGCGGCGGCGUCGCGGUGACCGCGUCGAACGCGUGCGCGCUGCGGUGCGCGGCUGAGUUCAUGGACAUGGCGGCGGCGGCGGCGGAGGUGUCGACACCGCCGAGCCUGGUGAAGAUGACGGAGAAGGCUCUCGACGAGAUGCCGCAGUGGUCGUGGCAGAGCGUGGUGGACGCCGUGAGGCAGUGCCAGCGGCUGCUGCCGACGGCGGACGCCACGGGGGUGUUCGACCGGGUCGUCGGCGCGCUGGUGUCCCACGUGGCCGUCUCCCCCGGGGACGCCACCCCGACGAGCUCCUCGCCGGAGAGCUCGGCGUUCCGGUUCUCGUGCGACACCAAGAGCAGCUGCCUCAGCGCGCGGUGCACCAGCCGCACCUGGUGGUUCGAGGACCUCGCCGUCGUCCUCGGCCCCGGCAUGGUGGAGCGCGUCGCCGGGGCGCUCCUCGCCAGGGGCACCGACCACGGCGUCGUCUCCCGGUUCCUCUUCUACUACCUCAAGUGCCGCGUCGCCGGCGCCGCCACCGCCGACGACAAGAGGGCGAUGCUCGAGGCGGCGAUCGCCGCCAUGUCCGGCCUCGACCGGAGCUCGGUCUCCUGCAGGGGCCUCUUCGGCAUCCUCCGCAUCUCCUCACCGCUCAAGCUCCCCACCUCCUGCCACGACAGCCUCGUCGCCAUGAUCGGCGCCAAGCUCGACCACGCGACGCUCGACAACCUGCUCGUCCCGGCGCCGCCCGGGACGACGAGCAGCCUGUACGACGUCACCCUCGUCCUCCGCUUCCUGGACGCCUUCCUCCACCACGCCGCCGCCACCGGCGCGCGCGGCGAGACGCCGAGGCUGAAGAAGGUGGGCAAGCUCGUCGACCUGUACCUCGCCGAGGUCGCCCCGGACCCGUCGCUGCGCCCGGCCAUGUUCGUCGAGCUCGCCACGGCGCUGCCCGCCGCGGCGAGGGACUGCCACGACGCGCUUUACCGCGCCAUCGACGUCUACUUCCAGGUUCACACGCGGCUGACGGAGGAGGAGAAGAUGAGGAUCUGCAAGGGGAUAAACUACGAGAAGCUCUCGCCGGAGUGCUGCAAGCACCUCGCCCGGAACGCCGGAUUCCCGACGAGGGCGGCGGUGCAGGCGCUGGCGUCGCAGCACACGGUGCUCAAGAGCCUCCUCCGCGGCGGCGGCCCGGACGAACACCUGAGGCCGGUGUCCGCGGCGAAGCACCGCGCCGGCGGCGAGGACCACGACGACCUCGUCGCCGCCGGCGGCCAGGUCGUCCUGUACGCCGGGAGGCUCGACCUGUCGCUGGAGAGCCAGAAUCUCAGGUCGCUCCUCGACGGGAUGCACUGGCGGGUGAUGGAGCUCGAGAAGGUGUGCAGCCGGAUGAAGACGCAGAUGAGCAAGAUGAAGGCGGCGAGGAGAGCCACCGGAGGCGGCGGCGGCGCCGCCGCCGGCCGCCGCGCUGCUUCAAGAUCACUUCCCCGGAUGUGUUCUUGAAGCUCGUUUCAUACUGAUUGUACAUAGGAGUAGCAGCAAAUGCAGAGAUGUGGUUCUUUCAUCCCUGCAUUCUUGCCCCUUUUUUUUCUCUUCAUUUUUUUUCUCAAUUUUUUUCCAUAUGUGUAUUAUGAUGAUGCAUCAGUUCUUGGUCACUGGAGAGAAGAGCUAGUAGCUGUGAAAAUUGGGAGUGUCUGAACUCUGAAGAACAUGGCAAUGCAUAUAGAUUGUGAAUAUAGAUUAACUAAAAGUCUAUAAUACCACAACUUCUUCUUCAUAA